Molecule: messenger RNA, 3252 nt
Organism: Plasmopara halstedii
Lineage: Eukaryota; Oomycota; Peronosporomycetes; Peronosporales; Peronosporaceae
Product: alpha-
Exons: 3
Coding region: 1-3252 (1083 amino acids)
Molecular function (GO): protein binding
Source: RefSeq, a predicted model, not a curated record
AUGGCAAGGCAUGGGAUGCGAUGGGUAGCGGCAUUUGGCCUACAGGGUGAUGCUCUUACAGCUCAACGCGAGCGGUACGAACGUUUGAAGCAGCACAUGGUUUUUCAGAUAGAUGCCGCUGGCAGUAACGACCCACUGACCGCCUUAACGGCUACUAAGAAUUCGGCCUUAGGACGCUCUUCAAGCUGGAGUCAAUACUUUUCAGACGAAACGCUAAUUGAAGAGAUCAAUACGGACUUAGACCGGCUGUUUCCGGCUGGUAAUGAGAACUUUUUCCAAAAUCCAUUAUAUUUGAGUACGCUGCGCCACGUACUAUUUGUGUGGUGCCGACUGCACCCGGACGUGGCCUACCGUCAAGGCAUGCACGAUGUGGUAGCCGUAGUACUCUAUGCCUUCCAUCGUGUUCCUGAUGAGGAAAAAAACGAAACUGACCAAGUAAAAAAGCUGCCGGAGCAUGCCGAAGCAGACAUCUUCGUGGUGUUUGAGGCAAUCAUGCUAUUUCUUAAACCAUUCUUUGAAAUCGUUAAAACGAUACAAGAUUCUUCAAAUGACGACAGCCGAUUAUUUGAAAGUUAUUCGCUGGAAAAUAUGGAAAGUGGCAAUGAAUUCGACCAGGAAGCCCGAGAGAAACAGCCAGCUUUGCAUCGAUUAUGUCAACAUAUUCAAUAUGAAUUGUUACAGGAAAAGGACCCUCAAUUGUAUUACCACCUUCAAAACCUAGAAAUUGUACCAGAAACAUACUGCUUAAGAUGGGUGCGGUUGCUCUUCGCACGCGAGUACGAGCUAAACGAGGUUUUAUCGAUUUGGGAUGCAAUGAUCAUGGAUAAUCGCAUGGCGAUUAAGUUCCCAGUUAUUAAUAUGACUGACAAGUCCGACAGUGACUUGUUGCAGCAACCAAAACUGAUUAGUACAAACGAAGAUCCUGAUUGGAUGGGCUUUCCACUACUUCGUUAUAUAUGUGUGGCAAAACUGCUUCUUAUGUCAUCUCAAUUGCGUCAGUCGGAUAGCACUGGCUGUUUACGUCUCCUGAUGCGUGCCUACCAAAGUGGAAAGACUGACGUGAUUGCUUUGGAUGAACGGAAUUCUUCUACAGAACUGAUAAAGUUUGCCAGGAUAUUACAAGAUCCAAUGAUCGAGGAAAUACAGCAAAGUGACGGUGACGAAUUGGGAGAGGGGUCGGAAAGAAACGCAACGUCCUUAAAUGUUGUCCAAUUUCAGGCAGGCCCGCUUGGCAUUGUUUUGGCUGCCGCAGGGCCUCCUUAUAAAAAUCGUCUUGUCGUGAAAUCAUUUCGAGAAGAUCCAGUCAAAUGCGACGAAAUCGGCCAAGCCGAAGCUAGUGGAAAAGUGCAUUUGGGGGACAUUCUGCAGUCAAUUAAUGGUGUACCUAUUGUAGGUGUGACAACAGAAGAAGUUAAGCGUCGUCUUCAACUCGUUAGCCGCCCUGUAUACAUGGGCUUUAGCCACUGCGGUGGUAUAUUUCGAGAACAUGAUACGAACAGCUUAGAUACUUCUGAAGCUGUAGAACUUGCGGACGCUACCCGAGCUAUACCUAAAUCAGAUACUGCUAUGUCCACGCUGAUUCAGUUUAACUUUUUACCCGGAGAAAUGUGCUACGUUGAUGUUAAAUCAAGUAUACAGCGACUGGUACUUUCUCACGAUGGAUCAUGCCUGUCCAGCUACAUCAGCGGGGAAUUGUUCAUCACGAACUACCGCUGUCUUUUUAAGCGUCUAAUAGAUAACGGAGAAAUCGAUUGGCAAAUCCCUGUACUCUCUAUUGUUACAGUGGAAGGUGUUGAGCCUCGUGCGACUUCUAUAAUGACAGGUCCUGUCGCAUUGCUGGAAAAUAUGCAAUCUACUCGUAAUAUUGCCCCGAACAUUUCAUAUAAGGUCGUAAUUCGCUGCAAGGACACACAGGUAGCGCGGCUCUCCAUCGCGGACUAUAGCGAUUACAGUAAGCUACUCAAAUGCUUAAAUUUUGUGGCAUUUCCAAAAAGUUUGCUGGAUGCUUUCUGCUUUUCGUAUUCUCCUUCUGUGGCGCCAUCCGAAGAAGUGCAAUUUGACAUUCGCCAUGAAUAUGGACGAAUUGGGUUGCUAUCAUAUCCAGAACAUCUGCGCUGUAUCGACCAGUCCCCGGAGUAUACACUGUGCGAUACGUAUCCCCGUCACCUUGUAGUGCCUGCAGAAAUUUCGGAUGUCUCCCUCAAGACAGCAGCUGCAUUUCGAUCCCACAAAAGACUACCAGUUGUGAGUUGGAUUCAUCGCAUUAAUGGAGCCACUAUCGUCCGUUCAAGUCAACCGCUUGUCGGCUUAAAAUCUGUACGUAAUGGGGAAGAUGAGCUGCUUGUUCGAUUGCUAUGUUGUUCAAGCAACAAGAAAGCACUUGGACGAUAUGUGAUUAUGGAUGCACGUAGCCAGCUAGCUGCGGUAGGAAAUAAGGCUUUAGGAAAAGGAACUGAAAUUUCGAGCAACUACCGCGGAUCAAAGCUUCACUUUAUGAAUGUUGAUAAUAUUCAUUCUGUACGGCAAUCUCAACUUGCUCUGGCAGCACUUUUUGAGCCUAAAAAAAGUUCGAAGGAGGAAUCUUCCAGCAGCUUUUAUGGACGAAUCGACAGUUCUGGUUGGUUACGUCAUGUGCGUUUAGUUUUAAAAGCAUCCGUCGAGCUGGCGCAUACGGUAAAUAAUGGCAUGUCGGUGUUAACGCACUGCAGCGAUGGCUGGGAUCGGACAGCUCAGAUGGUCGCUUUGGCUGAGCUGAUGCUAGAUCCAUACUACCGAACUCUACGUGGGUUUCAGGUUCUUGUCGAAAAAGAAUGGUGUGCGUUUGGACACCAAUUUGCUCUCCGAAGCGGUCAUGCUCGAAGUGACAUCUCAAAUGAACAGCGUUCGCCUGUGUUUCUGCUCUGGCUGGAUUGCGUCUGGCAAUAUAUUCGCCAAUAUCCGACAGCAUGCGAGUUCAACGAGAACUUUCUCAUAACCCUCGCCGACCACAUCUACUCAUGUAAAUUUGGCACAUUCAUGUUCGAUUGCGAACGUCAGCGAAAGGACUUUUUCGCUAAGCACCGGGUGAUUUCGAUCUGGAGCGAAAUUAACGGACAGAGCAACCAAUUUAUAAACCAAAUGUACACACCGAGUGAACAAGGCACGUUGCUAUCCCCAAGCUCUCUCUCCAAGAACAUUAAGCUUUGGAAGGGCUACUUUUGCCGCUGGGAUCCAACCAUCAUACCGCCUACGCCUGCUUUUCAGUGUUACUAA